CGGCCCACCGCAUGAAGCCGGCGUGUGCAUCAGCAUCAUCAUCAGCAGCAGUAACAACAAGAGGCGCCAUGCAGCAGCAGCCGCACGCCGCGCUGCGCCGCGUGCGGCUCCUUGCCGGGGCCAUGGCGGGGCCCCGAGCCGUCGCUCGCCGCGCGCUCUGCGCAGCCUCCUCAGGGGAGACCAUAACUAUUGGAGAUGUAUCCCGUAAGGUGAAGCGGCCGCAAAACCCUGAGUUGGUGCCUGUCAAGCACAUUACAGGCUCAUUGUCCCAAUCCACCCUGGAACACCUGCGCUGGCUUCUUCAGAAAGAUGUCUUGGGGCAGGAUGUGUUCCUCAUUGGGCCGCCAGGACCUCUACGCCGCUCAAUCGCUAUGCAGUACAUGGAGCUGACAAAGCGAGAGGUGGAGUACAUCGCUCUGUCGCGGGACACGACAGAAGGUGACCUGAAGCAGCGGCGCGAGAUUAAGGAGGGAAGCGCCCACUACCUGGACCAGUGUGCUGUGCGAGCAGCCUUACUAGGACGGGUGCUGGUUCUGGAAGGUGUGGAGAGAGCAGAGAGGAAUGUGCUUCCAGUUCUCAACAAUUUAUUGGAGAAUCGAGAAAUGCAGCUGGAGGAUGGACGUUUCCUCAUGUCAGCACAGCGUUAUGACAAGCUUCUACAGGAGCACUCGGCGGAGCAGCUGGCCGCAUGGCGGGUUGAGCGGGUGAGCGAGGAGUUCCGUGUGGUCGCGCUCGGCCUGCCCGUGCCGCGUUACCGCGGAAACCCGCUGGACCCGCCUCUCCGCUCCCGGUUUCAGGCGCGCAACAUUCCGCACCCGCCCUUCAAGGAGCAACUGGAGAUACUCUACGCAGCCGCACCAAACGUUCCUCCUGAAACGCUGGCCCAACUGCUGGGAUUUGCAACGACAAUGCUGACGCCUGAGGGCACGACACUGGGUCUGCCUGACUUCCCCAUGAACAGUCUGCUGCCGCUCGCCCGCAUCCUCUCAAUUGUGCCAGGGUAUGAUGCUGGGAAGCUGCUAGAGCAAGCGUUCCCGUACUCUGCUCUCCUUGGGCCUGAAGGGAACGCAGCAUUGCAGAACACACUCAAGAAAUUUGAGCUGGUGGGUGGUACUGGAGCUGCUCAGCCACGGCGCAUCGAGAACGUGAAGAGGAGUGAGGCUGUGAAUGACAGUGACGCUCGCUCGGCAGUCAUCACAGCUCUCUUUGGGGACAAGAGGUUCUCCUUUAAGGUGAUGACAGGCAUGGAGGAUUUGAAGAGACCAGUGGCAUCAGGCGGGUAUCACGAGACAGAGGCUCAUGCUGGUUUGCUGGCAGACAUGGUCCUGUCUCACACCACCUCUGACUUUUGUCUCCUUGGGGGAAAGGGUUGUGGUAAAAGUAUUCUAGCUCGAGCAUUUGCUGACAUGCUGGGCUAUCACAUGGAAUCAAUCAUGCUUUAUCAGGACAUGACUGCCCGGGAGUUGCUGCAGCAGAGAGUGACGCUGGCUAACGGCGACACUGCGUGGCGGCCAUCCCCCGUGGUGACAGCGGCGCGUGAUGGUAGCCUGCUCCUCCUCGACGGCAUUCACCGUGUCAACCCUGGCACACUGGCUCUGCUGCACCGGUUGGUGCAUGACCGUGAGCUCACGUUAUAUGAUGGCUCACGUCUGAUUGGUGCUGAUCGUUAUGAAGUCCUGCAAAAAGAAGCCGGUCUUAGCUCUGAACAGCUAACAGAGAGGGGGGUGUUCCCAAUCCACCCAGCAUUCCGUGUGGUCGCUCUUGCGGAACCAGCUGCCCCUGGCCCCACUGCAGGCAACCCCCAGCAGUGGCUGGGCCCUGAGGCGCUCUCCAUGUUCCUGUACCACACAGUGCCGCCGCUCACUCCUGCUCAAGAGAUGGACAUCCUGCGUGCUAUGGUCCCAGGCCUUCCCCAGGAUGCUGCACAUCAAUUACUGCAGCUUGCACAGCGUCUACGCAAGGCCCGGGACCCAACUAUGCGGUCCUUGGCUGCGUCUCUGUCAACACGGCAACUGUUAAGAAUGUCCAGACGUCUUGCGCGCUAUGAGGGCGAGGAUCUGCAUGCUGCAAUCCACAAGGCCUGCCUCUCCCGGUUUCUUCCCAGCUUGGCACGUGCUGCCCUCCAAACUGCCAUGCAAGAUGCUGGGCUUGAGACCACUGGAAAGGAUUCUGAGCAAGCAGACAUUAUAACUGAGGUACGGGAUGGUGUCCUGCACAUUGGAGAUGUCACUGCCCCAGUGAGCAGCACCGCUGUUCAAACAAAGGUGCCGGACAUCCUCUUCUACGACAACCUGCAGCACCUUCGUGUGAUGGAGGAUAUGCUGAAGGAUUUCAAUCUGGGAGAACAUCUGCUUCUUGUGGGGAAUCAGGGUGUGGGGAAGAACAAGGUUGUCGACCGAUUUUUACAACUGCUGAACCGUCCUCGCGAAUACCUGCAGCUGCACAGGGACACCACGGUUCAGAGCCUGACAUUGCAGCCAACUCUCCGGGACGGAGUCAUUGUGUACGAGGACUCCCCACUUGUGCGUGCCGUGAAGCAGGGCUACGUGCUGGUGAUCGACGAGGCAGACAAGGCUCCAGUAAACGUGACGUGUGUGCUCAAGGCAUUGGUGGAGAACGGAGAGAUGCUUCUUGCCGACGGGCGCCGCAUAUUGGCUGCCCCAGGCAAGGCAGCGGAUCGACCAGGGGUGGUUUCUAUGCAUGCUGACUUUCGCAUGGUUGUUUUGGCAAACCGGCCUGGUUUUCCAUUUCUGGGAAAUGAUUUUUUCAGUGCAAUGGGGGACAUAUUUGCAUGUCACGCGGUGGAGAACCCGUGCCGCUCAUCGGAGCUGGCCAUGCUGCAGCGCUAUGGGCCACGCGUGCAGGUCAGCUCGCUCGAGAAGCUCGCCGCCGCCUUCGGGGAGCUGCGUGGCCUGGCGGACGCCGGCCUGGCGCCCUACCCUUAUUCCACGCGUGAGCUGGUCAGCGUGGUCAAGCAUCUGCAGAUGUUCCCAGACGAUGGGCUGUGGGGCGCUGUGCGCAGCGUCUUUGAUUUCGAUGCCUACAGCCCCGAGGCGCGCGACAUGAUCCUCUCUACCCUGCACAAGCACGGCAUCCCUGCAGGCGCACACCCUGCCAACGUGCAGCUGGCCAAAGAGCUCCCUUUACCUCCCCCAAAAUUGAUAGGACAUUGGGAGGUAGGUGGACAGCCCAGUGGAGACCAACCGUGGAGGCAGUGUUUCACAGAGAAGAGAACUGUGUCUGUUUUGGGUCCUGCACUGCAGCCAGCACAGCCUCAAGUUGCAGAGCGAGUGGAUCCCCGGGGCCUGCACUUCUCGGAGGAGGAGGCGAGCUGGAGCCUCAAGCUACACGAAGCCAACAUGGCGUGCGACAUAGCUGUGAGCUCUGCAGCCCCCACAGAUGUGGAGGCUACCACAGUGUAUGUGGCAACGUGCAACCCUGUGGGCCUGUACGCGCUGCGACUGGGCAGCCGCGGUGAGCCUCUGCUGAGGCACGUGGAUUUGGCUGAGGUUUUCCCGCGUGCUGGUGUAACCAUUUGGCAGCCCUUGGUCUCUGUGGCCCCUCUCGGUUCUCAUUUGGGUGGCCAAGUGCUGAUGCUUGAGAAAAAGAGUGGCCUGGUGCUGCUGCUUGCUCCAGAAGCGGACACGGUGCACCGCCUGCUGCUCUGGCCCGAGGAGCAGGACUCACCACGCCCACGGGGUCAGAGAUGGUGGUCCAGCAAACAGGAGCAGGCACAGGAGAUGUAUUGCAUGGCAAAAGAAUUCUCUCAUCAAAACUGGAUUGUGUUUUACAAAGAGAAUGGGAAUGUGCUGGACUUGCUGCAUGUUGACAAAGGAGUGGUCACAUCCAUCGCCCUCCCCAUCAACAUUUCAUCCCUCUUUUUGGUCUCCCAGGACCACUGGCUGCUGGUGGAGAGUAAAUCUAACCGGAAGUUCCUGCUCGUGCGGCAUGGCUCCAGCGCGACAGGAGCGGAGGCUGUGUACCAGCUAAAACCCAUCUCGGAGGAGCCCGUCAGCUUGGGCUUCGGCAUGCUCACAAACAGGAGCUCAACUAGGCCAGUGUCAUUGUCCUGCGAGGAGCUUCCAUCUGAAAACCUGAGCGCGGCUCUGGGGGAACGGGUGACAUGUCCCAAUCGCCUCCUGGCUGACCACUCCACGUAUGCCACACUUCUCCUGGGAUUUCCCGAGCUCACGUCCCCCAUUGAGGUUCACGCGUGGAGUCGGGAGGAAGAAAUUUCGUCUGCCCUCCCUCAUAGCAGCUGCUGCUUUUUACCAGCGACCAAUCAGAUUGUGCGGGCCCUACCAACUGACCUCGUCCCCACAAGCAAACUCUAUGCACCAGAGACAAAACAUCCGAGUUGUGCUGGAUAUUUGGAAAUAACAGACCUCAGCUCCAAGAAGGUGAAAUACAUCCCCGUGCCAAGUUCUGACUUCAUUUCGCCCUACACGUCAUGGCUAUCUCGAGUUUCAGAUGCCGGCUUCCUAUUUGCAGUGGCUGGAAAUGAACGUCUGGUUACUGUAGAUACAGGGGGACGUGUUCGCCUCUGGGAGAUUGGAUUGGCUAGUUUGGAACGCUCUUUGCUUGAGUGGAGAAAUAUGAUUGGCCGAGGAGAGGGCUCUCCCUUGCAGGUAACCGUGCAGAGAGACAGUGGAGAAGAUGUCUCUGCCCCCAAGCAUGGCCGUACCGACCCCAGCAAUGAUCCCCAUGUUGGUGGCAACACGUGGGCUGGGGGAACAGGUGGCAGAGACACUGCAGGCUUGGGUGGAAAGGGAGGCCCCUACAGGUUGGAUGCUGGCCACACUGUACACCAGGUGUCCCAGGCAGAGAAGGACGCUGUCCCUGAGGAGGUGAAACGGGCAGCACGCGCGUUGGCGGAGAAAGUCUUCAAGGAGAGGUUACGGGAGAUUGGAAUGAGUGAAUAUGAUGCCGCCAUGUACGAGCGGUUUCUGGGGGCUGUGCGGAGCCAGGUGCAAGCCCUACGCAUCAUCCUCGACAGCCUUGAGGCCAAAGGGAAGGAGCGGCAAUGGCUGCGUCACCAGACAACGGGAGAGCUGGACGAUGCAAAGCUUAUCGACGGUCUUACAGGUGAACGAGCCGUGUACCGACGCCGUGGAGACCAAGAUCCUGAGCUGGGCUCACCGCUGGUCAAGCCAAAGCGCCUGCGUGUGCUGCUCGACGUCUCGGGCUCAAUGUAUCGCUUCAAUGGCCUGGACGGGCGACUGGAACGUGCCAUGGAGGCAGCCUGCCUCAUCAUGGAGGCCUUGCAGGGCUAUGAGGGGAAAGUCUCGUAUGACAUUGUCGGCCAUUCUGGUGAUGGUUUUGACAUCGAGUUGGUACCAACCAACAAGGUUCCCAAAAACAACAAGCAGCGACUGGCUGUCCUGAAGACAAUGCACGCGCACUCCCAGUUCUGCGCGAGCGGCGAUUACACCGUGGAGGGUGCGCGAGCAUCGGCGGCGACCCUCGCACAAGAGGAUGCAGACGAGCGCUUCCUCGUGCUCUUCAGCGAUGCGAACCUGGAACGCUACGGGGUUCCAGCAGCAAGUCUGGCACGUGCUCUUACCAACGAACCGUCCGUGCAUGCAUUUGUUGUGUUCAUCGGUUCGCUGGGCGACCAGGCCGCAAGGUUACAGCACAUGCUGCCAGCCGGCCGUUCCUUUGUUGCCAUGGACACCAAACUCAUCCCUCAGAUCCUGCAGCAGAUCUUCACGACCACUCUUCUCUCAUCCCUUUGAUGUUACCAACCAUUAUUGACACACAUCUCGUAUAGCCAUCAUAAAUUAACAUGCUUCUAAAAUUAGAUUGACUGAUUUUGAGUUUAAAAAAAAUUUACAUGUAAAUUCUGUUUUGGGCGAUGAAACAUAACCAUCUUUAAAAUGAAAGAUCUAUAGUGGUUAGGAGCACUAUGAUACAGUGCGACUAAACUGUGGUAUGUGGGGGGGGGGGCACUAUUUACAGAUCCUAUUCACAUUUUCCACAAUUCCUCUCAUCUGCACCGACACCCGCAGAUACAUGCAGCUCGUAAGAAGAAUUUGCCACUACUUUUGGGUGACUCCUCUCAUCUGCAGAAUGACAAUAGAUAUUAGAAUAAUAAUGUGUUCCUCAGGACUGCUUCCAAGUGAUGCAUAGCCAUGGAUAAUGAGAGGAAUUUGCCAUGAAUAUAGAAGAUAAAAGGUGUGAUAUUGUAUUAAAAAUUAGGAAUUUCCUUAGUCACAGAAUAAAGUGGGUUCCAAUUCUUAAGAGUAAUUUUUUUCCAAGAAGGUUUCCAAUGACGUAUUCAACAAAUGCACGUGGAGGUUUGGCCACUGCUGGGAUAAACAUGUCAGCAGUUCCUAAGUGCUGAUACAAUUGAAGUCUCAUCGGUUUACUGAUGUUUUUUAAAAUCAGGGUUCACUAAGAAUUGUUUAAUUUUUUGAUGAGAGCAAGACCUCGUUGGUCUUCAGUGGGUGCUGUGAUGACAGACCGGCAGCAGGCAGGCUUGUGAUGAAUAUACUGUACUCAAGUCCUCAUAAGAAACCUUAUUUCCAGUUGCUUUUUUCUCCUGCCUAGAUUAAAAAUGCCUCGAUCUUGUCUCUCUGGAACUGGUGGCCGUUGCAAGGCUCUGCAGAAUAUGCCCAAGAUGUGAUCUUCACAUAAAAAAAAAACAUUCUGCGAAUUCCUGUUAUGUUUUGCUGUUGAAAAUCCCUUUUUGUUUAUAUACAUGAUCACCGUUUUGCACGUAUGAAAACAAGGAUGCUUGGAAUUGCAUUGUUACGGGAAGAGGAAUACAUGGAUCAUAGAACAAAUACAUAUUAAAUAUGUUAACUUGGGUGAGGACGCUUUGCCAGAAGGGAUGACUGUAGAUGGAUAAGACUGGUGACAGAAUGGGAGUCAGAGGGAACAUGUCUGAGAGGGUUACCGUGUAUUUACAGUACUGUCAGCUUAUAAUUGUGGCAUCGAAGAACCAUGAAUGCGGUGGCAUGGGGAAUUCCGCAUUCAGGCUUCUAUAGAAAAUGGCUGAUGGGCACAUUAAAUAUAAAAAUUUCAUGAACAGGUAAUAAUUUCAUUAUCAAAAAUUCCAUAAAAUUUUAACCAACUGCUUGACUUUCAUCAAUGUAAAUUUGUAUUUAAGCAAAUUAUUGAGAUAUAUAGAAGCACUGAAAAAACGUGGUAUGUAAAUGUUAAUACUGGAAGGAACCUCCUGGUUACACCAGCCCACAGGGGAUUAUUGUGUCCGUCUGUCGUGCAGGGAGGGGCUGGGUGGGGAGGGUGGGGCUGGGUGGGAGGUGGGGCUGGGUGAGGAGGUGCUGGUCACCCCGUGGUGCCCUUAUAAAACUCAACGUUUAACCUACUCACAGCCGGCUUGUGCCCGCCCUCACAGUCGGGCAUAUUUGCGGAAUACACCACGCCGCCGUUGACCCUGGCCAUUGACCGAGCAACCCAACGUUCCUACCAGCUUCCUCCGCAGGGAUGUGUUGCAGUUGUCUGCCCCUUAAAGUCAGAAGGUUGAAACAAAUGACUCCAACCAUUAUUUUUCAGACUUUCGUGAGAAGCCUUAAAAAUGGUCAAUUGUCUGGCCUAUGAAUAAGAGCGCAUCAAAAUACCGAUUAGCUGAGAAACAGCCUACCGAGCACGACUGCUGAAAAGUGGAAGAGUGGAUCAUUAUCAAGUAAUGUUGCAUUACAUUAUCCGCCAUUAAAGUCAGUAUAUAAAUCGUGGAAGUGUUGAUUUAUCUUGAAGUUGCAAUUCUGAUUUACUCCUUGCAACGUGUUUAUGUAAUGAAUAUUGUUGGAUAAAUGCAAUAAAUAACUCAAUGCAAGUUUGGAAAGCUUUUAGUGACAGAAUAUACUCCGUUAAGUGUAUAUAUAUAAACAUACAUUUUAUCGUUGGAUAAGUGCAUUAUUGAUUUUAAUGUGUUGACAUGUGUUUACGUGUUAUAUUUAGAAAUAAAUACAUUUAUGAUUGC
Messenger RNA from Lethenteron reissneri (Far Eastern brook lamprey), 7945 nucleotides. It is a transcript of the gene VWA8, whose product is annotated as von Willebrand factor A domain containing 8. Gene Ontology annotation, cellular component: cytoplasm. Gene Ontology annotation, molecular function: ATP hydrolysis activity; ATP binding. The record is from RefSeq and is a predicted model, not a curated record. NCBI's taxonomy places the organism in Eukaryota, Metazoa, Chordata, Hyperoartia, Petromyzontiformes, Petromyzontidae.